AUGAAACGACUGCUUCACAAAUUGCGCCGGCAUGCUCCGGAUGAAACAAAGCCAAUUCCUUCUUUUCCCGACGGAGUCAAAGUGCUUCAUGACUGCGCUGAUGCCGCCGUUGACAUAUGCUUCGUACACGGGCUAACGGGCGAUCGGGAAAACACCUGGACCGCGAGAGGCCAAUCUGAGCCCUGGCCGAAAACGCUCUUGCCGUCGAGGCUUGCCAAUGCCCGUAUACUCACAUAUGGCUACGAUGCCUACGUGGUACGCAAAGGCGUGGCGGGCUCGAACCGACUCAUCGACCAUGCGACGAACCUCCUACACGACCUAUCCGCGGAGCGGCGUACGUCCAGUGCAGAGGAGCGUCCUCUGAUCUUUAUCGCACACAGUAUGGGUGGCCUUGUCUGCAAAAUGGCCAUUCUCCGCUCGCGGAAUAAUCCUGCAGGCCACCUUCGUGGCAUCUUCCAAAGCACCAAAGGCGUUCUCUUCUUGGGCACCCCUCACCAAGGGUCAUGGAUGUCCCACUGGGCUCAGAUACCUGUCAGUGCGCUCGGUCUUGCGAAGUCUACCAAUAUGACCCUGUUGGGCAUCUUGCGGAGCGAUAAUGAGCUUCUGGAGUCUAUCAGAGUCGACUUUUCAAACUUGAUACGAGAACUAGAGAAGGAAGGCCGGACCUUCGAGGUUACGUGCUUCUUCGAAGAGCUGCCUCUUCCUGUCGUUGGAAAAGUCGUUUCAAAAGAAUCUGCGACAUUCCAGGGACAUGAUCCAAUCUCCAUUCACGCAAACCACAGCGACAUGGUCAAAUUUGCUUCUCCGAAUGAGACAGGAUUUCUGAGGCUGGUUGGAGAGCUUGAUAGAUGGAUAGCUCAAAUUGCCCCCCGUUUUCCUGAAGCAGUGCCACAGCUGUCAGAAGCACACUACGGUUGUUUGAGAUCUCUAGCCUUUCCAACGAUGCACGAGCGCUUCCACAAUACCGAGAGAGCAAUCGAUGGGACAUGCCAGUGGGUGCUUCAGCAUCAUGCACAUCGCCAAUGGGCCACCUGUGACCGCGCUUUGCUAUGGAUCAAGGGAAAGCCAGGCUCUGGAAAGUCCACCGCCCUCAAACACAUUCUCGAGUAUUGCGAAGCUCAAGAUAAUAGUCUCAUUCUCUCUUUCUUCUUCCAUGGCCGUGGUCAUGAGCUACUCCAAAAAAGCCCUCUCGGCCUCUUCCGCGCACUUGUUCACCAGGUCCUAGAUAAGGCCCCUGAGUCAUUGCCAGGUCUGCUGAACACUUUCGAACAAAAUUGCAAAGCAAUGGGCGCACCAGGAGAAAAGUGGCAUUGGAAUCAGGCCGAGCUGCAACGCUUCUUUGAGGCAUCACUUCCUGAGGUGCUGAAGGCCCGCCCCGUUCUCCUGUUUGUCGACGCCUUAGACGAAAGUGGGCAGGAGAAUGCUGUCAAUCUAGUUGAAACCCUCAAGUCACUGGUCAAAAGUCUCCCCACUACAAAAAGCCAGUUUCAACUUCGAGUUUGCUUCUCUUGUCGACACUGGCCAAUUCUUGACGUUGAUGGAGCCCACGAAAUUUGUCUCGAGGACGAAAAUGAGAUGGACAUAUCGACCUACAUCAUGAGUCGGUUGACUGCACUCCGCCAUCCCAAGUCGUCAUCGAUUUCUGCCUUGAUCACUGACCGUGCUUCUGGCAUUUUCAUGUGGGCGCGACUCGUUGUGGAUCGUGUUCUAAGGCUAGAGCUCGAAGGCGCUGGGUUCAAGGAUAUCGAGGCUGCAAUCCACAACCUCCCGCAAGCGCUCGAUGACCUGUAUAGAGAAAUUAUUGGGAACAUGAAACCAGCGUCUCUAAAAUUGAUCCAGUGGGUCCUCUUUGCCCAGAGGCCUCUACCGCCAGUCGAGAUGCGUUGGGCUGUACUGAUCGAUCCCGAGUGUCCAUACACGACUUUAGAGGCAUACCAAAGUGCAGAAGGAUACGACAACACAGACACGGAAAGGAUGUGUAGGCAAAUCACAUCGCUUAGUUGUGGCCUCGUUGAGGUUAUUGGAGCCACAUACAGCCGGAGUCUUGCAGGACCCCUGUCUACAGAUUCCGUUGCAUCAGGUUCCAUAUAUGCUUUAUCAAGUUCUUUGUCAUUAAAAUACUCGUCAUCAGAGGACCGAGAAGUCGUCCAAUUCAUCCAUCAAUCCGUGAAGGAUUUCAUCGUUGAGAAAGGCCUGCGCAUUCUGAAGGGCGGUUCGACGGAGGAUGAGGCAGCUGCCAAAGCGCAUUUGCGGCUGUCGCGCAUCUGCAUACACUACCUCAGGAUGGAAGAAAUCACCCAGGCUAUCAACUACGAGCAUGAUGUCUUCCCUUUCUUGCAUUACGCUGCGACCUCAUGGGUUGCGCACGCGACGCAGUGCGACAGGCAUGACCCACAAGAGGAUCUCUUGGACUUGUUUUCCUGGCCGUCGAACUCUCUCAUGGAAGUAUGGAUACGAGCGUUCAGAGAACUACACCCCUACCGUUAUUAUUGGCCGGCAGAAGGGACCCGUCUCAUUCAUAUCAUGGGAAGGUAUGGAAUGUUAAUGCCACUAACAGCCGUUCUGACUAGGAUGGAUCAAAAUGUUGGAGAUACUAAUUUGCUUUCGGGCGCCAACGUCGAUACCAUAGAUGAUAAUGGCAGAACGGCGUUGUCGUGGGCUGCUAGUAAUGGGCAAGAGGGUGUCGUCCAUCUGCUCAUUGAAAGUGGCGCCGACCUUGAGGUUAAAGACAACGAUGGUCAGACGCCGUUAUCGUGGGUUGCUAGUAAUGGGCAAGAGGGUGUCGUCCAUCUGCUCAUUGAAAGUGGCGCCGACCUUGAGGUUAAAGACAACGAUGGUCAGACGCCGUUGUCGUGGGCUGCUAGUUAUGGGCAAGAGGGUGUCGUCCGUCUACUUAUUGAAAGUGGCGCCGACCUUGAGGCUAAGGACAACGAUGGUCAGACGCCGUUAUCGUGGGCUGCUAGUAAUGGGCAAGAGGGCGUCGUCCGUCUACUUAUUGAAAGUGGCGCCGACCUUGAGGCUAAGGACAACUUCGGUCGGACGCCGUUAUCGUGGGCUGCUAGUAAUGGGCAAGAGGGUGUCGUCCGUCUACUUAUUGAAAGUGGCGCCGACCUUGAGGCUAAGGACAACUUCGGUCGGACGCCGUUGUCGCGGGCUGCUAAUUAUGGGCAAGAGGGUGUUGUCCAUCUACUUAUUAAAAGUGGCGCCGACCUUAAUACUAAAGACAGCCUCGGUUAG
Neoarthrinium moseri is the source of this 3237-nucleotide messenger RNA. RefSeq lists its product as uncharacterized. The transcript is spliced from 2 exons. The record is from RefSeq and is a predicted model, not a curated record. Bases 1 to 3237 code for a protein of 1078 amino acids. NCBI's taxonomy places the organism in Eukaryota, Fungi, Ascomycota, Sordariomycetes, Amphisphaeriales, Apiosporaceae. Gene Ontology annotation, molecular function: protein binding.